AUGCAGAACAGUCACAGCGGAGUGAAUCAGCUUGGUGGUGUCUUUGUCAACGGGCGGCCACUGCCGGACUCCACCCGGCAGAAGAUCGUAGAACUAGCUCACAGCGGGGCCCGGCCGUGCGACAUUUCCCGAAUUCUGCAGACCCAUGCAGAUGCAAAAGUCCAGGUGCUGGGCAAUGAAAACGUGUCCAACGGAUGUGUGAGUAAAAUUCUGGGCAGGUAUUACGAGACUGGCUCCAUCAGACCCAGGGCAAUCGGAGGUAGUAAGCCCAGAGUGGCCACUCCAGAAGUCGUAAGCAAAAUAGCCCAGUAUAAACGGGAGUGCCCGUCCAUCUUUGCUUGGGAAAUCCGAGACAGAUUAUUAUCCGAGGGGGUCUGUACCAACGAUAACAUACCCAGUGUGUCAUCCAUAAACAGAGUUCUUCGCAACCUGGCUAGCGAAAAGCAACAGAUGGGCGCGGACGGCAUGUAUGAUAAACUAAGGAUGUUGAACGGGCAGACCGGAAGCUGGGGCACUCGCCCUGGUUGGUAUCCUGGGACUUCAGUACCAGGGCAACCCACGCAAGAUGGCUGCCAGCAACAGGAAGGAGGGGGGGAGAACACCAACUCCAUCAGUUCUAACGGAGAAGACUCAGAUGAGGCUCAGAUGCGACUUCAGUUGAAGCGGAAGCUGCAAAGAAAUAGAACAUCUUUUACCCAAGAGCAGAUUGAGGCUCUGGAGAAAGAGUUUGAGCGGACCCAUUAUCCAGAUGUGUUUGCCCGGGAAAGACUAGCAGCCAAAAUAGAUCUACCUGAAGCAAGAAUACAGGUAUGGUUUUCUAAUCGAAGGGCCAAAUGGAGAAGAGAGGAGAAACUGAGGAACCAGAGACGACAGGCUAGCAACACCCCUAGCCACAUCCCUAUCAGCAGCAGCUUCAGCACCAGCGUCUACCAGCCAAUUCCACAGCCCACCACGCCUGUUUCCUCCUUCACGUCAGGUUCCAUGUUGGGCCGGACAGACACCGCCCUCACCAACACAUACAGUGCUUUGCCACCCAUGCCCAGCUUCACCAUGGCAAACAACCUGCCUAUGCAACCCCCAGUCCCCAGUCAGACCUCCUCGUACUCCUGCAUGCUGCCCACCAGCCCGUCAGUGAAUGGGCGGAGUUAUGAUACCUACACCCCUCCGCACAUGCAAACACACAUGAACAGUCAGCCCAUGGGCACCUCGGGGACCACUUCAACAGGACUCAUUUCACCUGGAGUGUCAGUUCCCGUCCAAGUUCCCGGAAGUGAACCUGACAUGUCUCAGUACUGGCCUCGAUUACAGUAAAGAGAGAGAGUGUGAUGGAGAGAGGAAAUUGUGUUCA
Messenger RNA from Apodemus sylvaticus (European woodmouse), 1348 nucleotides. It is a transcript of the gene Pax6, whose product is annotated as paired box 6. The coding region runs from base 1 to 1311 and encodes 436 amino acids. The record is from RefSeq and is a predicted model, not a curated record. The transcript is spliced from 11 exons. NCBI's taxonomy places the organism in Eukaryota, Metazoa, Chordata, Mammalia, Rodentia, Muridae. Gene Ontology annotation, biological process: anatomical structure development; regulation of transcription by RNA polymerase II. Gene Ontology annotation, molecular function: DNA-binding transcription factor activity, RNA polymerase II-specific; RNA polymerase II cis-regulatory region sequence-specific DNA binding.